AUGCAAGCCCCGCAAGCCCGGUGGUAUGUGAUCAAAGUCGCAGAUAUCUGCAAGAUACUCACGGGAGAGAUAGGUUACCAGGAUUCAGGUGCUGACAUAGCUUACACGUUGCGAUCGAGGGGCAUCAACGUUGUUACGCCAUCUGCGUCUCCGCAAGUGUCCCUUCACGAGGGAUGGUGUUUCUCGGAUACCGAGGAAGGCAUUCUUUCAGCAGUGAAUGGAGGCGCAACCCAUCUGUGGGCAAACACUAUUGUCUUCGAAUCACAUCCACUGCAACAGUCAUCAAAGCUAGAGUCGAUUGCUUCGGAUAUUUAUGUUGUGGGUCAACCUCCACGGUUGGUUGAAAGCUUUGACGACAAAUUAUUCCUGAACGACAAGCUCCGCGAGCUGUCUGGGUACACCUUACCCCGUUCGUGGUCCAUCUCCACGUCUGACGACCUUGAGGAAUUUGCUUCUUCCAUCGAAAAAUUCCCCGUCGUGGGAAAGCCGGUUCGCGGCCGUGGAAGUCACGGAGUGAAAGUGUGUUAUAACCCUUCUCAACUAAAGCAACACCUAGAGACAUUGCUUCAAGAAUCGCCUCUGGUCCUGGUCGAGGAGUAUUUGGCCGGAGCGGAAGCGACGAUCACUGUUAUGCCACCGACCCCCAAGCGCCCUGAGUACUGGAGUAUGGUCCCGGUUGUCAGGUUCAACCAUGUCGGUGGCAUCGCUCCCUACAACGGCACUGUAGCCGUGACUGCCAAUUCUCGCAUAGUAAACGAUGUGGAGAUGCAGGACCCGGCCUACGGCAAAAUCAUGGACGAGUGUGUCAAGGUUGCUAGACUGACUGGCGCUACGGCUCCAAUCCGGGUUGAUGUGCGACGAUUCAGCGCUGGCUCGGAAUUCGCGCUUUUUGACAUCAAUAUGAAACCAAAUAUGACUGGGCCUGGUCGUCCUGGGCGCGAAGACCAAGCUAGUCUAACCGCCAUGGCAGCAACUGCCCUAGGAUGGGACUAUGGCACUCUCCUGGAAGAGAUUCUCGCCAGCGCCCAAAGCCUUGCUUCUUUCCGUGCUUAUCGCAGUCCGUUUUGA
This is a messenger RNA of Penicillium olsonii, 1068 nucleotides long. Lineage: Eukaryota; Fungi; Ascomycota; Eurotiomycetes; Eurotiales; Aspergillaceae. The record is from the annotation of a GenBank genome assembly.